AUGACCGGGCGACGCCGCGAAACAAGUCGUGCAGCUUCUCGCCGAGCCGAGUCCACCGAUCCCACCAGCGACGGCCCCGUUGCUAGGCAGACUCGGGGAAGCGCGCGACGUGCCGAGCCCUCUCUAGAGCCAGAGCCCAGGCAUCAGACCGAGAUAGCCCGCCGAGGAACCCGCCGAGGAACCCGCCGGGGACGACGCCGGAAGAGCCUCGAGAGCAUCGCCACUACUGAUUUCCCCAAGAGCUCCGGAGAAUAUGCCAACCCCGAGCCAGAAAGUGAAAGAACUCCUCUAGCCGCCGUGUCUGAGUCCGCAGAACCCAGAGACAGAGACACUGCGUCUCCUACGAUGGAGGAGCCGGACCAAGAUUCGCUCGAGGUCAAAGCCGCCUUGACUCAGGAUAUGGUCGACUUUGAUAUCCCUAAAUUCUCACGUUGGUGCGACAACACUUACCGCGCCCUGACCGCGGCAACCGAUCCUGAAGCCAGCCCCGAAGAGCAAAGGAAGCUUGCGCUGGCCAGGAGGGGCUUUAAUGUGGCUCGUCAGCCCUUCGCCGAUGACAGCGAACUUUUCAUCCGGUCCUUCCAGCUCCCAGGUGAUCAAGAUCCCGAAGUUGGAGCAAAAGUCCGCGUUGCGCUCCGUUCUGGAAACCUCGUUUCGCUUCUUGACUAUGUUCUUGACGUGGAACAGGGCAAGCAAGAUAUGCUGACCAUUCUGGAACAACUCGAUGACGGGUUCCCGGUCCUGUUUUCCGCUCAUUCGGACUGCAUCGAGGAUACUUUUGAUUUGGCCUACAAGAUUCGGUGCCGCCGUCUCGUCGAGAUGCUAGCUACAGACCACACAACUGAUUCACUUAUUCUUGCUACUCGCAUAUUCUGCGAGCAGCCAGCCAAAACGAAGAAGAAAGCACUCGAGGCACUGAGCCAGGGACCCUACAGACAGCUUGCCGCGAUUGACAUAGACGAGGACGUCGGCUCAAAUGAAACAUACCAAACACGGAUGGAGGAACUCAGCUCCUUAGUCCUAUCGGAUGAAAGUCCGGAAUCUAGGGGGUCGUUGGGUGAAGCAUACCCCGAGGAUUCCCUUCUCCGUGAUCUUACAUCGUGGGCUCGGGAAAUGUUCGAGCACCUCAAUAACCCGAGUCGGAAGGGCAUUACGGCUACCCAUUCGCCCAAGGAAAACCAACCCAACCCGGAGAGCGAGUCACUGUUUGUUCCCGACAACGACAAUGCACGAGAAUAUUCUGAAGUUGACUCGGCGUCCGACUCCGAGUCCGGGACAUAUGACAAGCUUCCGCCCCAGGAUUCAGGUGAAAUGUUCAUCGAUGACUUGGACACCUUGGCCGCUGCGAGGCAAAGUGAGCGUAGAGCUUCAGAGCGGCCGACGCCCAUAUCACCCUCAAGCCGACAGUCCGGUAAGGGGAAACAUAAACCAUCAGCUAACGUGGAGGCCAUCCGGCGCCUGGAUCCUUGGCAGAUAUUGAGUUCAUCUCAUCCACGUCGGCCAGAGAGUAGCUUUAAUAGUCAUGAGGACCCUCAAGGUUCAACUUCCAAUCCUCGAUCAACCUUGGUCUCGCGUGGGUCCGUUACGCGAAAGCGCUCGCAGCCAGGCGAAGACGAUGGCAAUGGCGAUGACUUCGAAUUCAACGAUCAGCCGGUUGAUAAACUUCGGAGAGCGCAGUACGGAAGCGGGACUGUUCGAAGGCCAUCCCCCAAGCGUUCCCGAUUUGCAUCAAGGCCUCCCUCUCGGCCUCUGGGCGAAGGCGACACGCCAUUCUCCCCGGCCAAGGCUGGGCCCCCAAGCAUUGCAGAUGAGCGGCUACUCGAGGAUCAUGCAUCUGUAAAUCGUACAAUACAGGACCAGGACCUGCUGAAGCUAUCACAAUCCGCCCGGCAGAACCGACAAGUGAACGGCAGUGGUAAGCCAACGCAGGUCCGUACACGCUGGUCUGCAUUCGAUACACAAUGCCUCCUUAAUCUCAUAGCCGAUCCGAACCUCAACUGCUCCUGGAGUGCAAUGGAAAAACAGGGCGGCUUUGAAAAGUACCGAGACCAGCAAGCUUUGCGGGACAAGGCGCGCAACCUCAAAGUCUUGUAUCUUCAAGGCGACAAGGUCUUGCCUGCAGGCUUUGACCGAGUCGUGCUGGGCACCAAGGAAAAAAACGCUGUGAAAAACUCUGGUCGCAAUCCAGAUAGGACCGAACAUGAUGAGGAUGCGCAUGGGGAAGUCAUCAACAAUAUUUGGAUCGGCAACUGA
This is a messenger RNA of Anthostomella pinea, 2253 nucleotides long. The record is from the annotation of a GenBank genome assembly. Lineage: Eukaryota; Fungi; Ascomycota; Sordariomycetes; Xylariales; Xylariaceae.